Molecule: messenger RNA, 273 nt
Organism: Sphaeroforma arctica JP610
Lineage: Eukaryota; Ichthyosporea; Ichthyophonida
Exons: 2
Coding region: 1-273 (90 amino acids)
Source: RefSeq, a predicted model, not a curated record
AUGACCACUACUCUAGUAGAGAAUAAGGCUCUGACAACCAAAAAACCACUCAAUGCCCCUCUCUAUCUCUACUCUCGAGUCUCGACGACUCUCUCUGGAGACAGUGGAGCCUGCUGGGGGCGCCUGGGGCCCUCUGGGCCUGGGUUCUGGAAUCUGGAGUCUGGAACUCUGGACUACUGGGGCCUGAGCCCUGGGCCUGAGGCCAGGAGGAGUGGGUUGGAGAACGGAGGUCGGAGAAUGGAGGUAUUGGAGCCGGAGACUCGGAGAUUCUGA